AUGGCUAGCAUAGUGCACGAAUGUGCUGUUCAUUUGAGUGCCAACUCAAAGCACGAUGAAGCAAAAGAAUUAGCCAGUUUUGCUAAUGAUAUCUUUAAUUUGAGCAACCAACAAGUCCCAGCAAGUUCCCUUUUUCCUCACACUAUCCCUCUACCUGAGUUAGUUCGCCGGCAUAUCCAGUAUUCGUGCAACGCACCAGCAACUAGCAAGAAAGAUGAAUGUGGAGAUGGUGUGGAGACGCAAAGCCCUUCGGUCACCUCUGAACAGCUAGAAGAAAUGCAAAUGAAAGGAAAUGAUUUGUUUAAAAACGGCUUUUACAACGAUGCAUUAAAAAUAUAUUGUGACGCCAUUGACAUAUCAAGGAAUACAGCUUUCUUUGAUGUGAGGUUGUUAAGUAAUCGAGCAUCGGUAUAUCUUAAGCUUGAGCAAUAUGAUGAAGCCUUGCAAGAUGCAGAAGAAUACAUAUUACAACACCCAAAAUGUUGGAGAGGUUAUGCGAAGAAAGCGUUGGCCCUUGUUGAGUUGAAGGAUACGCUGGGCGCUUAUGUUGCCGCUUCGUUAGCGUAUUACUACAAGAGGAAUGUAUUCCGUGACUUUGAACCUUUUAAUAGAAAAUUUGGUUCUUCACUCGAAAUGCGUAUGUGUAUAUGUCGCGAUUCCUCAGAUUUGUCAUUAGCCUUGUGGAAUGUAAGAAUUUGGUAUUUUCGGCGGAAUCCAUCGGCUAGCGUUUGUAACGAUGUACCAGUUAUCAUUCUAGAAAGCGGUGAUUACCGUAUUGAGUCUAUGGACUCUGAGCUAUUUCAUAGUGAUGGUAAGGAACGUUCACUUAUCAUUCACAAUUCCAUUCUUGUAGGUGGUGAAGGUGAAUGUUCGAUGACAUUUGAUGAUUAUCAUCAUGUAUGUUUCGCUCACGUUUUUAUAGCUUACAAUAUUAGGUUUCGCACUCGCUUUUCUAACUGUCAUUUUCUACCUGGCUUAAUCGUGAAACUCACUCGUUGUUCUUUUGAGAGUUCCAACGAUACUUACACUUCCUUUUUUUGCAAAGGGAAAUUGAAAGCCGAUUUUUGUAAGUUUCAUAGUUGCACGAUGGGCGGGUUGCUAGUUACCGGUGAUGCUGAGAUUGAAACUACAGAGUUUUACGGCAACGCAGUCGCUUUAGAGGUGCGGGAAGGUGGUCGUUUAGUUGUAAAAAACAGUAGAAUGUACGGCAAUUUGCAAGGUUUGCUUAUUGGUCCACAAGCAAAGGAAUGUGUUGUUGAAGAUUGUGAGGUUUAUGACAACGAGUGGGGUGGCAUUGUCGUUACUAAGUGUGCAUCUAAUGUUGUAAUAAAGGGGAACCGUAGUUAUGACAACGACUCGUGUGGGAUAUCAGUGGGUCACAAUUCAAAAGUAUCCAUUUUGGAGAACGAGAUUCUAAGUAACAGUGACUGGGGCAUAUAUGUUACUGACUCCAGUCAGGCUGUCGUGAAGAAAAACAAAAUAUAUAAUAAUCAGUGCGGUGGCAUUCUUGUAAAGUCAGAUCCCGCAAUUGAAAAGUCUGUUAUUGAAUAUAAUGAUAUUUCUUUCAAUUCUGGACCUGGAAUUUGCGAAGAAGGAUUGCCGACUCGACGCCGAGAAAACAUGUUGCAAGAUAACAAAGAAGAAAGGAAUCAAUCAACAGCACAAAGUGCAAUCAAGUUAUGUUACUGUUGCAAAAAAACGGAAAUGAAUUUAAAGAAAUGCAGCAAGUGCUAUACGGCUCAAUACUGUGGAAAACCAUGCCAGAAAAGUGAUUGGAAGAACCACAAGGAGAUGUGCGAUCGUCUCUUAUCUGGUGGAAGUAUUGUCCUAAACUAUGUUCCAAAACCAAUGAUGACGGCUCAUGUAUCUCCUAUUGAAUGGAGCCGAAGUACUGACCGUGGUGAUGAGGUGAAAACAGCUUUUAGAACAGCCACGCGAGGACUAGGUCUUCUACCUGUCGGUCCAAAAUACUGUCUGCCACCCAAUACGACUACCUGGUUCAUCGCUAAAAUCAGCGCAGGCAUUUCCGCCUUGUCGUUUGCGAAAAAACAAGAAUAUGACCCUUCCGUGGUUCGACUGUACGAUCGUAGUCUCACGAUAGAUGGGAUUUUGACUGGUGCUGAUCAAAUUCACAAUUUAGUUCGGAAGCAUGCCGCAAUGGGGCAAUUGAAGAAGGAAUGGAAAAAACUGUUCAUGUGGGUUAAAGGACAUGAACCUGGGAAACUUCGUGUUCUCAUUAACGAGUUUCCUUCAUAUCAACACUGGUGA
Messenger RNA from Paramuricea clavata, 2268 nucleotides. The record is from the annotation of a GenBank genome assembly. NCBI's taxonomy places the organism in Eukaryota, Metazoa, Cnidaria, Anthozoa, Malacalcyonacea, Plexauridae.